Molecule: messenger RNA, 1930 nt
Organism: Teleopsis dalmanni
Lineage: Eukaryota; Metazoa; Arthropoda; Insecta; Diptera; Diopsidae
Gene: NUCB1
Product: nucleobindin-2
Exons: 5
Coding region: 353-1930 (525 amino acids)
Cellular component (GO): endoplasmic reticulum-Golgi intermediate compartment; extracellular exosome
Molecular function (GO): calcium ion binding
Source: RefSeq, a predicted model, not a curated record
UACCUUGUGCGUGAGUUUCGUUAGGUGUAUGUGGCACAUUUAUACUGGAUGUAGCGUACAAAAACGGUAGAUAAUGAAUGUCGCAUCGACUUUACUAUUAUUAAGGUUUUCUGGACGUACUGAGAAGUUUAUUUAAUAUUAACAAUUCUUUUUACGGCAUUGGACACGUCAGAAAAUUCUUGAAAAGCAGAAAUAAAUAUUCAAAUAACUUAAAUUUAAAUUAAUGUUUACACAGCUGUCAAAGUUAAAUUUAACAUUUACGCAUAUAGGUUGAAAAUAAAUAUUAUUUCACAACGUUAAAUUCCAUUCACUGCUAAGAUUGCGAAAGAUUAAAGACGCAAACAAAACAAAUAUGAAGUUGCGGAUAAUUUUUCUAUUGUGUAUAACAAUAGUUCUGACUAAUGCGUUGCCAGUGACGAAAACCAAAAAAGAUGAAUCCACCACAGCCGCAACUCCAGACGUGGAAACUGCUCUGGAGUAUGAACGCUACUUGAAAGAAGUUGUAGAAGCACUAGAAAGUGAUACCGAAUUUAGGAAGAAACUUGACAAAGCGCCCGAAGCUGAUAUUCGGAAUGGAAAAAUUGCUCAAGAAUUGGAUUAUGUUAACCAUCAUAUCCGUACAAAACUGGAUGAAAUAAAGCGUCGGGAAAUUGAACGCCUUCGAAGUCUUGCUAACAAGGAAUAUGAAUUAAGUAAUGAUAUUGAUCGAGACCAUUUAAAAGUACCACAGCAUUUAGAUCAUGCCAAUGAGCAUACAUUUGAGAUUGAAGAUUUGCGUAAAUUAAUAAAGAAAACUGCUGAGGAUUUAUCUGAAAAUGAUCGAAAACGUCGAGAAGAGUUCAAACAAUAUGAAAUGCAGAAAGAGUUCGAACGCGAGGCACAAAUGAAGGAAAUGGAUGACGAUCACCGUAAAAAAUUCGAGCAGGAAUUUAAGGAUCAACAGGAGAAGCACAAAAAACAUGAAAAAGUGCAUCAUCCUGGUAAUAAAGCUCAGUUAGAGGAAGUGUGGGAGAAACAGGACCAUAUGGAAAAAGAAGAUUUUGACCCACACACAUUCUUUGCAUUACACGAUAUUGAUGGCAACGGUUUUUGGGAUGAAAACGAAGUUAAAGCCCUUUUCGUUAAAGAAUUAGACAAAGUUUACCAGUCGGGACUACCUGAAGAUGAUAUGCGUGAACGGGCUGAGGAAAUGGAACGCAUGCGAGAGCAUGUAUUCCAAGAAACUGACACUAAUCACGAUGGUUUAAUUAGUUUUCAGGAAUUUUUGGAACAAACAAAGCGAGAAGAAUUUAAAAAGGAUCCUGAAUGGGAAACUGUUGAUGAACAACCACAGUACACACAUCAAGAGUACUUAGAGUUCGAGCGUCGUCGACAAGAAGAAAUUCAACGUUUGGUAGCACAAGGAGUGCUACCACCCCAUCCAAAUAUGCCACAGGGUUAUUAUCCCGAUGGAGCUGUUCAUCAUGGUACAGGUUAUCAACAACAACAACCUCCACAAAUGCACUAUCAAGAUCCGCAUUAUCAGCAACAACAACAGCAACAACAUUAUCAACAACAACAGCAACAAUAUCAAGGACAACAAGUACAUCUCAAUUCAAACCAAGUUUACCAGACGAUACCUCAAGCAAAUGGUCAGCAAAAUCAUAAUCCACAAAUUCAGCAACAACAAAAUUAUCAACCAGUUCAACAACAACAACAAGCUCAACAGCCACAACAACAACAUCAACCACAACAACAUCAACCACAACAACAACAGCAGCAACCACAACCACAACAACAUCAACCACAACAACAACAACAGCAACCACAACAACAGCAGCAACCACAACAACAACAACAGCAACCACAACAACAACAGCAGCAACCACAACAGCAAUAUGCACAGCAACAACAACAACAAAAUGCUCAACCACAACAUAUAAAACCAUAA